CAGAAGAGAGCUGACGAUGGCUGGAUAUAGAACAAUGAUGGCGUUGCUAUUGACUGUUGGGAUUGUUUUUCAACUGUCAGAGUCACGUGUGACAUGCAGAAAUGAUAAAGGAAACGAGGUGGACUGGUAUAUUCUGUACAAGUUUGGUAACGGUUUGUCCUAUCUGUACAUGGAUGAGAGCACCAAUGGAUGGAAACUCAGCAAUAAUACCAUUGACAGUUCAUCUGGCACUCUGGGAAACACCCUGAAACCUCUUUUGGACUACUACGUCAGAAAGACUGAAGGUUUUGGAUACAUUUUAUAUAAUGAUCAACCAGAAAAAACAGCUAAACCUUCUUCAUCAUAUGGACACAGUAAAGGUGUUGUGAUGUUGGACAGAGAAACAGGAGUCUGGCUCUCACACUCUACACCAAAAUUUCCAACAUAUCAAAGUAAAAGCUUCUGGCCAAAAAGUGGAAACGUUAAUGGUCAGACAUUUUUGUGUGUGACUUACUCCUAUGGUAGAUUUAAAAAAAUAGGAUUGCAGCUCAAGUACAUUCAUCCCAAUGCAUAUGACCAUUUCAUCCCAAAAACCUUUCACUGGGCGCUGCAAGAUCUGAAGACUGGUUUCCCUAGAAAAGAUCACUUUUUUCGUGUGCAAAAUCUGACGUCAUUGGGAGGAAAACAUUUCGUCAGCUUUGCAAAAUACACACGUUUUCAUGAUGAUCUUUAUUCUGGCCUUAUUGUGAAGUGUAUGCCGGAGAGUCUGUACGUGAAAGGCUGGGGAAAGUCUAGCUCAAAUCAGCUGCCGUCUAACUGCAGCACACGCAUCCCGCAUCAUGUGUACAAUGUAAAGAGGGUUAAACUCAACGGAACGGUCUACUAUGAUACUAAAGAUCACUCCAAGUGGUGUGUGGCUCCUAAUACUGGAUGGACCUGCAUUUCUGAUUUGAACAGGCAUGAGAGUCAGAAGAAUAGAGGUGGAGGAGCAAUAUGCUUUCAAAACAUUGCAGUUGCAAAAGCUUUCAAUGCCACUAUCGACGAUAAGGAACCAUGUCCAUCUGUUACUCCACGUUCUGAUCUUUAAACGCACACCACUUUAUGGAAAUAUAUCUGCAAUACCAAGAACUAAGAAACAAGAAUGUUAUCACCAGUGGUGGAAGAAGUAUUCAGAUCUUGUACUCAAGUAAAAGUUGCAACACUAAAUUGUAAAAAUACUCUGGUACAAAUAAAAGUCCCGCAUUCGAAAUCUUAUUUAAGUAAAAGUAGAACAAUUAUUCACAUUAACAUAUAGUUAAAAUAACAAAAGUUAAAAGUAAAGAAAAGUGGUUAAAGGCCAAAGAUUCACGAGGGAAGUCUUAAAACAGGUGUUCUCGGGGUAGAGGAAUGUGAGAAUUUGGUUAGGGAUAUUGCCAAAUAUCUGGAACAAACUACCAGAAACCUGCCGGUCCGCUGCAACUCUCACUACUUUUAAAUCCAGGCUUAAGACUUUUCUUUUUGCCGCUGCUUUUAAUUGAACUACUCACAUCUUACACUGCACUGUAACUUUAUUCAUAUACCUGUGUUAUUCAUGUUUUAUUAUCUUCAAAAAUAUUAAUCUUUUAUUGUUAGUUGAUUUAUAUUUUGUUGUAUCUAAUAUUCUGAAUCUAUAAAGUAACCAACUAAAGGGCCCAAAGGAUGUAGUAAAGUAUAAAGUACAAUAUUGGCUGCUAAAAUGUAGUUAAAGUAUUAAGUAGCAUAACAUUACAAGACUAAUUUUAGAAGGUACAAAUCAAGGUUUUGGUGAAUGUUUAUCCAUGAAAAAAAUGUUAUUCUGUAUUUUGUAUUUUAAUCAAUGAAAAAUACAAAGUUUUUACUUUAAAAAAAAAAUCAUGUCCUAAGAAAUAAUUUCCAUGCAAAUACGAUACAAUAUAUUUUGAUGAAAUUAAUGAAUAAAUCAAUAUUACAUUUCUAACUACAGUA
This is a messenger RNA of Notothenia coriiceps (black rockcod), 1941 nucleotides long. Its product is annotated as deoxyribonuclease-2-alpha-like. NCBI's taxonomy places the organism in Eukaryota, Metazoa, Chordata, Actinopteri, Perciformes, Nototheniidae. The record is from RefSeq and is a predicted model, not a curated record. Gene Ontology annotation, molecular function: deoxyribonuclease II activity. Gene Ontology annotation, biological process: apoptotic DNA fragmentation. The transcript has 7 exons. The coding region runs from base 17 to 1066 and encodes 349 amino acids.